Triticum dicoccoides is the source of this 1375-nucleotide messenger RNA. RefSeq names its product serpin-ZXA-like. Lineage: Eukaryota; Viridiplantae; Streptophyta; Magnoliopsida; Poales; Poaceae. The record is from RefSeq and is a predicted model, not a curated record. The annotation marks the transcript as partial. Gene Ontology annotation, molecular function: serine-type endopeptidase inhibitor activity. The transcript has 2 exons.
UCCGCCGCCCAGCAGACGAGCUUUGCACUGCGCCUCGCCUCCGCCGUCUCCUCCCCCUCCAACGCCGACGGCGCACGCGGCAACGUUGCCUUCUCUCCGCUGUCCCUCCACGUCGCGCUCAGCCUCAUCGCCGCCGGCGCCAGCGGCGCCACUCACGACCAGCUCGUCGCCACGCUCGGCGCAGGCGAGGCCGAGGGGCUCCACGCGUUCGCCGAGCAGGUGGUGCGGCUCGUGCUCGCCGACUCCUCGGGCGCCGGCGGCCCGCGCGUCUCGUUCGCCAAUGCCGUCUUCUCCGACGCGUCGCUGCCGCUCAAGCCGUCCUUCAAGGAGGUGGCCGUGGGAAAGUACAGAGCCGAGACCCACUCUGUCGACUUCAAGACUAAGGCUGCCGAAGUGGCUGGUCAAGUGAACUUAUGGGUUGACCAAGUCACAUCGGGUCUCAUCAAAGAGAUACUUCCAGCGGGGUCCAUUGAGGCUGACACGAGACUGGUUCUUGGGAAUGCAUUGUAUUUCAAAGGAACUUGGGUUCAGAAAUUUCAUGCAUCGGACACUAAAGAUGAUAAUUUCUACCUUCUCGACAAGACAUACUUCUUCCAAAAGCACAAGACAAUAAAAGCACCAUUCAUGUCUAGUACAAAGAACCAAUAUAUUUCGUCUUUUGAAAACUUAAAGGUACUUAAGCUUCCUUACCAGCACGGCGGGGACAAGACGCAGUUCUCCAUGUACAUACUUCUUCCAAAAGCACAAGAUGGUCUUUGGAGCUUAGCAAGAAAGUUGACCUCUGAACCAGAGUUUCUGGAGAAGCAUAUCCCUGCUCGAGCGGUUCCAGUCGGACAAUUCAGGAUCCCUAAGUUCAAGAUAUCAUUUGAUUUUGAAGCGUCCAAAUUGUUCAAGAGUUUGGGACUCCAACUUCCAUUCAGCACAGAAGCAGAUCUUUCAGAAAUGGUUGAUUCCCCGUUGGGACAAAGUCUGUGUAUCUCAUCUAUAUUCCACAAGUCAUUUGUAGAAGUGAAUGAAGAAGGAACCGAGGCUGCCGCGGCAACUUUUGCGGUAGCCAUGUCUAGAUCGCUUUCAGCAGUUCCUCCCAGGAAGGUGGAUUUUGUCGCUGAUCACCCUUUCCUCUUCGUGAUACGAGAAGACGUGACCGGUGUGGUGCUAUUCGUCGGUCAUGUGGUCAAUCCUAUGCUUGCAGCGUAGCGUGUGUAACUGUGUAUAGUGAACCAUUGUCCAUGGUGCAAGCGUGAUCGUGACGGCGUCCGUCACAGGAAGGCCUUUCUCCAUCUUGUUGCUAGUCCAAUAAAUGUACGUAGUAGUACAUGCUCCUUUUCCAAAACUAUAAAAGAGUUGCAUGUGGUAUGAUGUUUUGGCUUUCAAA